AUGGAGAAAUACUCCCAGUUCCGGGACAGAGGCUCCGGCAUCUCCCCCUUCAUCCCUGUCAAGACGCCCUCGACCUUCCUCUCCGCCCUGCCCCGCGUCUUCAUCUUCCUCUUCCGCCUGCCCUUCUUCCUCGCCUACGCCGCCGUCUACUUCCUCGUCCUGCGCUGGCUACCCCUGCCCCUGGUGGCCCGCAAGCUCCUGCUCUGGGGCGUCAUGGGCAUCCCGGGCAUAUGGUGGGUGGACCUGCAGCUCGACGGCGUCAAGCGCGGCUCCCUGGCGCAGCAGCCGCCCUCGCGCGUGCCGCACCCGGGGUCGGUGAUCGCCGCCUCCUUCACCUCCCCCGUCGACGCGCUCUACCUCGCCGCCGUCUUCGACCCCGUCUUCGCCGUCUCGUACCCGCGCUCGCGCAAGGUCCGCCGCGUCUCCCUGCGCGGCGCCAUCGCCCACGCCCUCGGCACCGCGCAGCUCGCCGAGAGCCCCUCCCCGGGAGCUACAGGGCUGACGGAUCUGCGGGCCCUCCUCAAGAGGUACCCGGACCGCGUCAUCGCCGUGUUCCCCGAGUGCGGCACCACCAACGGCAAGGCCAUCCUGCCCCUGAGCCCGAGCCUCGUCACCGUCCCCGCCGACACAAAGAUCUUCCCCGUCAGCAUGCGCUACACGCCCCCCGACAUCACGACCCCGGUCCCGGGCGCUUGGUUCGCCUUCCUGUGGAAACUGCUGAGCCGGCCCACGCACCUCGUCCGCGUUAGGAUCGCCGAGGGCGUGCUCAACACCAGCGCCUCUGUCAACGGCGUUGGGGCAGCAGCAGCAGCGCACGGAGUUGAUGAGGCCAGCUCGCCGCAGUCCGAUGUCACGUAUGAGGAGCAGCUCGUCUUGGAUCGCGUCGCCGAGGCGCUGGCCAGGCUGGGUCGCAACAAGAGGGUCGGCUUGACGCUGCAGGACAAGGCAAGGUUCGUGGAAGCGUGGCGCAAGUAG
Molecule: messenger RNA, 975 nt
Organism: Thyridium curvatum
Lineage: Eukaryota; Fungi; Ascomycota; Sordariomycetes; Thyridiales; Thyridiaceae
Exons: 2
Coding region: 1-975 (324 amino acids)
Source: RefSeq, a predicted model, not a curated record